This is a messenger RNA of Paramecium octaurelia, 1090 nucleotides long. Lineage: Eukaryota; Ciliophora; Oligohymenophorea; Peniculida; Parameciidae. The record is from the annotation of a GenBank genome assembly.
UAAUGUCACAGAUUUCAAAAUAUUAAUUGCAAGGCAAGGUCGGAUCUGGAGUUUAUGGAGAUGUUUAUAAGGCUAUCAAUACAUAAACGGGAAAGAUUGUUGCAAUUAAGAAGAUUAAAAAGCAAGUUCUCUAUUAAAAUUUAUAUGAUAGUAGUAAGAUUAAGGGAUAUCUGCUGUAGCUUUGAGGGAAACAUCGAUAUUGCAGACAGUACAAUGUGAAAAUAUCGUGAAGUAAGAACUAUAUAUGAAAAUAGGUUGAUUGAAAUUGAAUAUGUUUAGGGGUGCAUUAGAUUGGUGAUGGAAUUCUAUGACGUCGAUUUGGAUGCAUAUCUGAAAUAAAAUAGAUUGGAGAUCAAUAAGAUUUAAGUAAGACGUAAAUGUAAUGUGAAUAGGAAAUUUUAUAUGGCAUCCUCAAAGGGAUGAAUGAAUGCCAUAAAAAGAAAUGCAUGCACAGAGACUUGAAGCCCCAGAACAUAUUAAUUAGUAAGGAAGGUAUUUAGAAAAUUAAUUCCUCAGGGAAAGUUAAAAUCGGAGAUUUUGGAAUGGCUCGAUCUUUCCAACAAGUACCUGGAUCCUACACAUAUGAAGUGAUCACACUUUGGUACAGGCCACCAGAAUUAUUGCUUAAAUCUACUGGUUAUACAACAGCGAUAGAUGUUUGGUCGAUUGGAUGCAUAUUUGCACAAAUGGUGCUAAGGGCCCCUUUAUUUGCUGGAGACAGUGAGAUUUAACAGAUGAAAUUGAUAUGCGAAAACAUAUCUUUGAAUUAGGAUAAUGCAUAAGUUUUAUCUGUAUCUCAUUAUGAUUAAGUUUUAGAAUUCUAUAUUUUAAAGUUAAUUGGAACAGAAAUUGGAUUUGAAAUUCACAAAUACAUGUAUAACUUAAGAUGGUUUGGAUUUAUUAAAGAAAUUAUUAUAAUUGAAUCCAGCCAAUAGAAUUUCUUGUCAUGAAGCUCUAAGACAUGUAUUGAUUAAAUUAUAUUAAAGCCAUUCUUUAAUAAUUUCCAAGAGCCAGAUGAAAUCAAUUAAAAUAUGGAUAUAUUGUCAUAGUAUUUUAGGGUUUAGUAAUGAUGAAGAAAUUUGGUUUCAAU